Molecule: messenger RNA, 611 nt
Organism: Camellia sinensis
Lineage: Eukaryota; Viridiplantae; Streptophyta; Magnoliopsida; Ericales; Theaceae
Source: RefSeq, a predicted model, not a curated record
UCUAAAAACCUCAAAACAAAGGCACUGAAUAAUUUUUUUUUUUUGGGUAUUCAUCAGUUUCUGUGGCAAGUGCAAAGCAAAAAGCAAUGGCUUGGAGGAGGUUCACGACAUUGCUUCGUCAGAGAACUGAUGAUAUCAACGAUGGAGCUAGGAAGAUAGUCUCAUUGGGAGUUAGAGGUUGUAUUGGGUGUCUGUUUUGCGAUUGGUUUUAUGAGAUACAUGGAAUGCAGCCAUCCAAAGAAAGAAGGGAAUUGAUUGUCGCUGCAAGAGAAUUGAUCAAGAAAGAGAGUUGUUACAUGGCAUUUAUCCUGAUCGUGAGAGUUAGUUGCAACUUUGUAGCAUUUGACAAAAUGGAGAAGCCCAUUUGUUCCCUACCUGCCUGUCAACUUACAGCAUCCCUUCUUUGUUCCAGAAUGUGAAGAGACAGGAGCAGUGGAGCAUAUUGCUUAAAAGAAUAGGCUAGCAGUAGGAGGACAGAGAAGUGAUACUGUUGCUUAAUUAUUAACUAAUUUGUAGGAUUUUUGUUAUACUUUUCACUAUUAAGAGCAUCUCUAACAAUUUAGCAAAUUUUUCACCAAAUUUGAUUAAAAAAAAGGCAAUUUCCUCAAUCU